GUGAUCAACGCCAUGUUUGGGAGCAGGGACGCACGGCUUCUCAAAUGUUGGAUAUAUUUGUGCAGUGUUAUAACAUUGGUUAGCCCCACUGGGAUCUUGGAGAUACGGUUUGACCGGUUUCAGGCAGUUAACACUGGUCAAAAUACAGCGGACCCAAAUGCCGGAGGUAGCUCCACCACCGUAUCCAUGGCAACAACGCAAUCGCUGGAAAACCUGUCGUCCAAUUCCACCCCGACCCCCAUCGUCCCCGUCACCCCCUCCUGGGAGGACCCACCCGUCUGCCAGCCACCCACCAGAUACCGCUUCCUGCUCUGUAUGGAUAUGUUGGGGCAGCCGGAGCAGUGCAGUCUGGGGCGGGAGGAGACAGAAAUGUUGCAGAUCACCCAGGGGACGGUCACACCCACGGGGGAGGGCAGCGACAUCCUCAUGUUCGGAAACAACCUCCGAGGCAUGCCCAACCCACAGGUCAACCCUCUCCGAUACAACUUCCCUACCUGGCCGGGUUCUAUAAGUGUGACUGCAUAUGUGCAGUGCUGUGGAGUUCCAGAUCCGAGUCGCUGUGAGGAGAAACUGUCUGGCAGAAUGUCAGUCAUUCCGUCUGUGAACCAGAGAACGGCUGUGCCAACCCUCGUCAAUGUCACCAACAAGGGGAGCCUGAUGUUAUCGGUAACGAUCCUAUGCUCCCCCAACUACUACGGCGUCAACUGCUCGACGUUCUGCCGCGACGACAACCAGCUGGACAACCGUGUCUGCCACCCGACCACCGGUCAACUUGUGUGCAGUCCAGGCUGGAGCGGCAGGAACUGUAACGAGGACGUGAACGAGUGUGACCUUGGCGUCUGUCGUCAUAGCGCCGGCUGUAACAACUUGCUGGGAACCUUCACCUGUCAUUGUCUCAGAGGGAGUUCAGGCAGAUUUUGUGAGAACCGUGAAGCAAGCUGUUCCAGCCAACCCUGCCUCAAUGGCGGAACAUGUUUUGAAGACUUGGCGUCCGUGGGCUUCCUGUGCGAGUGUGCCCCGAGCUGGAGCGGUGCCCAGUGUGCCACCCUGGUGCCCCGGACCACCCUUGGACCACCCACUGGUCACGUGACUGGAACAGUGGCUUCUGAACAAGAUGACCCGAAAACAGAGCCCCAGAGCAGCUCGGACUGGACGCUGUGGUACGUGGUAAUAGCGCUGCUGGCGGUCACGUGUCUCGUCGUCAUCAUCCUCAUCAUCUGCGUCAUCUGGUCCAGCCGCAAACGCCGGUACCAGAUAAGUGGGGCCACCAAACCCGACCAGGCCAUAGCUACAGUGACCACGGUGACCACAGCCCCACCUCCUGGUCAGUUCGAUAACAUGGUGUAUCUCCACGACCCAGAAGACCUUGACCUUCAGCCUCCAACCUCUAACCUUUAUCAGCGUGCUCUCAUGUCAGAUGACCCUUACAUCAACCAGGCAUCCCUCUACGAAGACCGAAUAGAUCCAGAUACACCGUUUGAAGGAGAGGGUCAGGAUGUACCUCGUGGAAGCGGGAGACCUGUUUCAUCAGCCACUGAUAACUUUUACGCCUCUUGGGAUUGUAUUCUUCAACCGGAAGACUCUCAAUAUGAGGCUAUAACCUUUCAAGGUUUUCAGGAACGACUAGAUGGUCUGCAGCGUUCUCAGGCAGGGACGUCCCCAUCCUAUCGCCGUGGUAGUGACCCUGCUUCAGAUUCGAAUUUUUACCCAACACACCCGGGCUUGUACCCUGUUGAUUUUAUUCAAAGUGACACUUCCGAAAUGGUUGCUUCACAGCCGAACAAUGAUCGUCGACUUUCAACAUUUAGACCCGUGCCGGAGUCUCAAAUCAGCGGACAAUUCACUGAACCAAUUUACGACCGCCGGUUAUCUGUUGAGCCAACAAAUGAAGAUGUGGCUCAGAGCGAUCAGAGAUUCUCGAGUGUCUCCCAAACAGUUCAAGCUGAUCGCCGAAUGUCCACGGAGUGUGUCAAUGAAGACACAAAGGUCACAGGUCCAAGGGUGGUAACAUUAACCAAUCCUUCAGUCAGUAGUUCUUUUAAACGACCAUGCCCCACCCCCAGAGCGAGUAGAACUAUUGCCAAGGAGGCUCACACAGAGAGUAACAGCGAAAUGUCAUCCACCCCACAACUGAGCAGCAGGAAGAACAGCGAAAUUCCAUCCGCCCCGCAUCAGAGCAACAGGAAGAACAGCGAAAUACCAUCCGCCCCGCAUCAGAGCAACAGGAAGAACAGCGAAAUACCGUCCGCAGCACAGCAGGGCAAGAGGAAGAACAGUGCGGACCUACUGAAUCAGAUAGGAGGACUUCUACAGGAUGGGCCCGCGGAGAACAGUCGAAGCAAAAGUGGUUCCUAUGCCCUGAGCAAGUGAUAGAGAACCAGAACACUACUAUCAGGAGCCAAGUCUAUUUCGCGACAUCCUGAUUGUAUUGCACAAUGGCAAUUUUAACGAUUUUGUAUUUAUUUAAGUUUUUUUAUAUUAAAAUCAUUUAUUUAGAAAGUCUGAAUGCAAAUAAAGUUAUUAUUUUGUUAUAGUUGCUUUGGCACAGCGGAAUUCUAGACCUUUGUAGAGAAUGUUGUUAUUAUAUUUUUCAUUCUUGGACUCUAAAUUAUAUUUUACACCCAAGGAGAUUUGAAUAAAUUUCAAACUACUUCAUCACCGGUGAGAGUUUAAAAACACUUCGAAGUAGAAUACCGGCACGGUUUAAAAUAAAAUGUAUAUUUAAAUAUUGAACAAUAUUAGAAAUCUUGACUACUAUUUGAUGCAAUACGCCCGGGCCUAAUACAGGGAGUGAGUCAAUUAAGCAGAUAUAGGUGAUUUAACAGACUGAAGUCUUAAGAAAAUAGUUUGUUAAAAUAUUUCGACUUUUAUUAAGAAAGGAAAAUACUUUCCAUGCAGAUUAUUAAAAUAUAUUUUGUUUGAAUUUAAUUUCCAAGUCCUUAUUUGUUCAUUGCCAACUUCUGUUGUAUAACGGUUUGUUGUCAUUUAUGGUGAAAGAAGCAGUUUUUUUUAUAGUUUUGAACAGGAAUGUCUUAGUUCGAAUGCCGAAUAACUUAUUUGUUUAUGUUUUAUGUAGAAAUGGUAGUAUACCAGCUUGUAGAUGUAUAUGCUGUAAUGUUGUGGAAUAAAUGAAUAUGUAAUGAAACCUUAUUGUGA
Molecule: messenger RNA, 3156 nt
Organism: Haliotis rufescens (red abalone)
Lineage: Eukaryota; Metazoa; Mollusca; Gastropoda; Lepetellida; Haliotidae
Exons: 10
Coding region: 13-2370 (785 amino acids)
Biological process (GO): cell communication
Cellular component (GO): membrane
Molecular function (GO): calcium ion binding
Source: RefSeq, a predicted model, not a curated record